Molecule: messenger RNA, 2128 nt
Organism: Patiria miniata (bat star)
Lineage: Eukaryota; Metazoa; Echinodermata; Asteroidea; Valvatida; Asterinidae
Product: transcription elongation factor A protein 1-like
Exons: 9
Coding region: 132-1037 (301 amino acids)
Biological process (GO): transcription elongation by RNA polymerase II; DNA-templated transcription
Cellular component (GO): nucleus
Molecular function (GO): nucleic acid binding; zinc ion binding
Source: RefSeq, a predicted model, not a curated record
ACUGAACCGUACCUAGAGCAUGUAGAGGGCGCGCGCGUUUCAUAUUCCCAGAAAAUUAAUUGGCGUCAGAAAGCUGUGGCGUAGUUUUCUUGUUUUUGUUUAGAUUUUCAUCAUUUAACCUUAGUUUCAUCAUGUCUUCUUGCGAGCGGGAAGUUGUAAAGAUUGGCAAGCAAUUAGACAAACUUCUGAAGAGUGAUACGGUAUCUUUGGAUGCUUUAGAUCAUCUCAACAAAUUGAAGGAACUUCCCAUUUCACUGGAGAUUCUACAGAAGACACGGAUUGGGAUGUCUGUAAACUCCCUGCGCAAACAGAGCGGUAGCGAAGAUGUGAACACGCUGGCCAAGUCGCUCAUCAAGGGAUGGAAGAAGCUGCUGACAGCCCAACAAGGUCCAAACAAAUCUAACAGUUCCCAGGAGAAGAAGAAGGACAGCGGUGAUGAUUCCCGUGAACCGUCGCCUCCCCCACCUAACGGGAGCGGUGACGGCAAAUCCAGUGGGUCUGAGAAGGGCAAGAGCUUCCCCCCUGCUAAGACGAAUGACGUAGUGAGGGAGAAAUGCGUACAGAUGAUUGUUGGCUCGCUCAAAGUACCUAUUGAGGGUUGCGACACAGAGGUGUUGGGGGACGUCGAUGAAAUCGCAGCCGAGAUUGAAGAUUGUGUCUACACCGAGUUUGUCAACACCGAUAUGAAGUACAAGAAUCGCAUCCGAAGCCGUGUCUCCAACCUGAAAGAUACCAACAACCCUGAGCUGAGGAGGAGGGUCCUGACCAGAGAAAUCACCCCGGAGCAAAUCGCCAAGAUGACCUCUGAUGAAAUGGCGAGCAAGGAGCUGAAAAGCAUCCGCGAUGGCAUCACCAAGGAGGCUAUUAAGGAACACCAGAUGGCCGUCACUGGAGGCACCAAGACCGACCUACUUAAAUGUGGCAAAUGCCUUAAGAGGCAUUGUUCUUAUAACCAGGUGCAGACAAGAAGUGCUGAUGAACCCAUGACGACAUUUGUAUAUUGCCACAACUGUGGGAACAGGUGGAAGUUCUGUUGAUGUCGGCAGAGUCUUCAUGUAAAUCGUAAUCCUGUACAUUCUGUAAGGUUUGUAAUUUCACUCACUGCUAGCCUAAUGUGUGACUGCAUUUGUCGACUGGAUCGUCCAGACUUUACACAUACUGGGUACUGACAUUCAAACAAUGGAGCAAAAAGGUAAAAACCUUUGCAGUAUUAGGUGUUCCGUAAAACCAUGAAAGUUAAAUCAAGUGCUUGUAGUUAUGUACUGUAAAUGUAUACGCAUGGUUACAUCUGGAUAAAAUGACUGCAAUAAACGAGGGUAAAACUUUGCCGUUCAGUCUUACAAAUGUUUUUGAAAAUCUGAGACAUGCUUCUGAAAGAUGUCUUGUGCCCUAGGACUAUCGUUGCAAGUUUUUGUUUUUGCAUUUUGCAACUAGUGUUCUGUGCUAGCCUAUAAAAAUUUGAAACAAUUCACUUCUUGUUGUUGUUUUUUUUGCCUGAUGAACCCCAAUGUCAAUUGUACUUUCCUUUAUUUCAUUGUGAGAGUUUGGCAUCACGUUAGAAGAGCAAACACAACUGGUCAUAAGACGACGUUAAUAUGACACAUGUUGACUGUUGUUAGAGUGCUUUGCCAGAUAACCAACUGAAAACCUAGUUCAUUUGUCUUUGUUCAUUUCUGAAUUUUGUUCCGUGUUUGACUCUUUGCUUUGUGACUACUGUUAGAAUGAUACUCAUAAUAUUAAGGGAAUUCAUCACAUGAUUCAUUUUCUUCCAUGAAAAAAAAAAACAUUUUAAGUUCAUCCUGUGUUUCUCUUUGGUCCCCUCCCUAACUUAUUUGUAAAAUAUCCGGAGAAGGGAAGCAACCAAUUUGGAGUUGCAUGUUGGAAUAAUUAAGCUGUGUCCUGUUUCUUCUUCUUCUUUAUUUUCCACAGUUUUGUUAAAAACCUUGAUAAUUACCUCUGAAUGGUGAAAAAUAUGUAAAUUUACAUUAUUUAAAAGUCCACUUUUUUUUAAAUGCCUGAUUAGAAAUGAUAGAAUAAAUGAGUAGACGUUUAGACACAGUGUGACAAAGUUGUACAAAUUUUAGGUACUUUGUAAACCAACAAUUAAAAGUCUGUCCAUUAACAGAAA